Messenger RNA from Melospiza georgiana, 3220 nucleotides. RefSeq names its product gamma-glutamyltransferase 7 (gene GGT7). Gene Ontology annotation, biological process: glutathione catabolic process. Gene Ontology annotation, molecular function: glutathione gamma-glutamate hydrolase. Gene Ontology annotation, cellular component: plasma membrane. The transcript is spliced from 15 exons. Bases 995 to 2818 code for a protein of 607 amino acids. NCBI's taxonomy places the organism in Eukaryota, Metazoa, Chordata, Aves, Passeriformes, Passerellidae. The record is from RefSeq and is a predicted model, not a curated record.
GGGAUGGUGUCCUGGAGUCCUGCUCACUCCUCACUGUUUCCCUGCAGGUGGGACUGGGGCCUCACUCGAGUGUGCCAGGGGCUGUGUGUGACAUUGUGACAUCCCACCCCAAUGGCAGCCCCUGCCAGGCCGGUUGUGGCCCCCACUGAGGCCACCAGCCAGUUCUCCUGCUCAGUCCAGCUCACUUGGACCAGAAGAGCCCAUGAGGGGCUCAGCGUGUGCUCAGAGGCUCAGGCUGCAAAAGCUGAGCCUUUCCCAGUCCCACUCCUAAACCACCACAGCACAAAUGAGAUUAAAUUCCCUCUGAGGGGAUUUCCUGGCUGUGGGAAUUUACUCCUGGUUGCAGCAUCACUGAAAUUAAAACUCCUUCCCUCCCUGGCCUCAGGAGAGCUGCAGCCAGGUCAGGUUAAUGCCUGGCUGGGCUGGCAGUGCCCAGGGUGGUACCCAGCACCUGCCAGAGCAGACAGGCAGGCAGUUAAUGGGGGAUGUGGGCUUUCCUGCUCGCUCCCCUUACCUUUUCCAAGCCCAGGAAACAUCUGUAUGGAGGGACAAGCUUCUCAUCUUGUCUUUUCCACUUGGUGCCUCUUCUUCCACUAUGGAUGCACAGAGUACUGCAGCCCCUGAAAAAAAUUCCUCCAGGAGCCCUGGAUGAUGCCCUGAGCUGCUGGGUCCCCUUCAGAGCCCAUGAGGGAUGGGCACAACCUCACAGCUGCCCCAGCAGCUCCACGUGCCUGGCAGCGCCGGGACAGGCAGGGCAUCCUCAGCCGGUGGCCUCCCAGCACAAGGGCAGCAGCUGACACUCACAGACAUUCAAGGCAUCUUUCAGAGCAAAAAAGAGACUUUUUCAUCCUGCUGAGGCCCAGCAAACUCCUGCCCCACUGCUUUGCCAUCUUGAAGCUGGGUGUCCAGUGUGUGGCUUCAUUUCACAGUGGGCCUCAUCUGCCAGAGGAAGCAAGGAAUUAAAGCAGAGUCCUUCCUGCAGAGGAGUCAGUGGAUGUUCCAGGGCCUCCGGUUUGCAGACCCAGAGUCCUUCCUGAAGUCCGCGCGCCUGCAGCGCCUGCCCUCGUCCUCCUCGGAGAUGGGGAGCCAGGACGUGUCCCCUCUGCAGGAGACCAGCAAGGACCCCUUCUCAGGAGACUGCAGCUGCCGCCAGGACGGGCUCACCGUCAUCAUCACCGCCUGCCUGACCUUCGCCACGGGCGUCACCGUGGCCCUCAUCAUGCAGAUCUAUUUUGGGGACCCUCAGCUGUUCCACCGCGGCGCCGUGGUGACGGACGCGGCGCGCUGCACGGCGCUGGGCACACACGUGCUGGCCCGGCACGGCUCCUCGGUGGACGCCGCCAUCGCCUCGGCCCUGUGCGCCGGCAUCGUCAACCCGCACAGCUCGGGGCUGGGAGGGGGCGGGGUGAUGCUGCUCCACGACAUCCGCAAGAACAGGAGCUGGGUGAUCGACUUCCGUGAGGUGGCUCCGCUGGGCACCCCGCUGGAACGGGACCUGCAGCAGGACACCAAGCCAGGUCUGCUCGUAGGGGUGCCAGGCAUGAUCCUAGGAAUGCACCAGGCACACCAGUUACAUGGCAGGCUCCCCUGGUCCGAGCUGCUGGGCCUCACGGCCGAUGUUGCCCAGAAUGGCUUUAAUGUCACACAUGACCUGGCCAGAGCCCUGAGUGAGCUGAAGGAGCUGAACCUGUCGGAGCGGUUCCAGGAGCUGUUCCUGCCCGGGGGGCAGCCCCUGCUGCCCGGGAUGUUCGUGCGGCGCCUGGACCUGGCGGCCGUGCUGCAGCUGCUGGGGGCACAAGGGGUGGCAGCCUUCUACAGCGGGAACUUGACCCAGGAGAUGGUCUCUGAGGUCCACAGCCACGGAGGAGUCCUGGUGGAGGAGGAUUUCAGCAAUUACAGUGUCACUGUGGAGGAGCCUGUGCACACAACCUAUCGAGGGCACCUGGUUUUCACCCCCCCACCUCCACACGCAGGUCCUGCACUGAUCUCAGCACUGAACAUCCUCGAGGGCUUUAACAUCACAAGGCAAGGAUCCAGAGGGAAUAUCUUGCACUGGAUGGUGGAGACACUAAAAAUAGCCCUGAGUCUGGCAAGCAACCUGGGAGACCCAUCUGGUGACGUGUCUGUCACUCACACAGCAGAAGGCAUGGUGAGUAAAUCAGAAGCCAAUUCCCUGCGCCAGCUGAUCAAUGACUCCCAGUCCUUCCUGUCCAUGCCUGCCUCCCCCCCGGAGAGCGAAACCGCUGCCAGCCAGGUCCUGGUCAUGGGCCCUGAUGAUUUCAUCGUCGCCGUGGUCAGCUCUUUGAAUCGUCCCUUUGGCAGUGGAAUAGUAACACCCUCUGGAAUCCUCCUGAACAGCCAGAUGUUGGACUUCUCCUGGCAAAAUCAAACAAUGAACCACUCCAUUCCCAGGCCGCCCAACGCGGCUCAGCCCGGGAGGCGGCCGCGCUCCUUCCUGCUGCCCACCAUCGUCAGGCCCUCGCAGGGCAUGUGCGGCACCUACCUGAGCCUGGCAGCCAACCACGGCGACAGAGCCCUCAGCGGCAUCGUGCAGGUUUUGGUAAAUGUUUUAACGCUUAACAAGAAUCUGAGUGAAAGUUUGUCACUUGGUCGGCUUCACCCCCAGCUUCAGUCCAACACCUUGCAGGUUGACAGUGAGUUUCCUGAAGAAGAUAUUGCAUUUCUUGUGGCCAGGGGCCAUCAGGUGGAUAAAGUCCCAGUGGUGUCCCUGGUGCACGGGGCCAGGAGAACCAACAGUUUCAUCAUUGGCCUGAAGGACCCCAGGAGUGCAGAUGCUGCUGGAGCCACAAUCUUGUAGCAGCUCCCAGGGCAGUGGGCUGUGGCAAGGCUGACACACAACCCUGUGAUGUGCAUGUUCUGCAGUGGCCCCUUCCCCAGCCCCCACACUGCUGGGAAGGUGUUCUGCCCUCCCCAGAGGAGCCAGCAGCAGCAACAUUCAGCUCUCUUUUUAUUUUUCAGUCCUUGGGCCUGGUUACAGGAGUGGCAGGAACACUUUUCUUUUGGCAGUCUUGCUAAUCGUUCAGUCUUUCCAAAGCUCAGUUCUAGCCAGCAUUUUACUUUUAGGGGUCAGGAACAUGAGCAAGGGAAAAAACAGCUGCUGUUAUUAUUGAUGGUGAUUAUCCUCAUCUCCCUGUCUUUCCCAAGCUCCUUCUUUGCUUCCAGUGCAAGCCAGUAAUUAAUAGAGCCUGGUGGAAUGUUU